Messenger RNA from Apis dorsata (giant honeybee), 1434 nucleotides. It is a transcript of the gene oaf, whose product is annotated as out at first protein. The coding region runs from base 191 to 1030 and encodes 279 amino acids. The transcript has 5 exons. The record is from RefSeq and is a predicted model, not a curated record. Lineage: Eukaryota; Metazoa; Arthropoda; Insecta; Hymenoptera; Apidae.
AUGCCCUUCUAUCUAGUUUUUACUCAAUGACAAUAUAGUUGUGAAUGUAUGCUUUACAAAAUGUAUGAAGUAGGAAAUUGUUACGAUUAGGUUAUAUUUAAAGUAUCUAUCUUUCAAAUAAAUGAUGAUAUAUUAUAAUUAGUUGCAAUAGUGUUUAAUAUUGUGACAGAUGUAAUUAUAACAUGCGACAAUGAAGAAAUUCAACGAAUUAUUCACGAUUUGUUUCUUAUUGCAUUAUUUCUAUAGCGUUUGUAUAACUCAUUUGCUCAUAAAUGUCAAAAAUCAGGGUGGUGAUAUUUUGUUAGAAACGAUUUCUUCCAAUGUUACUGAAGAUGUUAUUACCUUAGAAUUUCAAUGUUCAGAUGGCACAUUGGUAACACAACUUAUUGAUUUCAAAAAUGAAGUGCAAAUAAUAAAAGCUUUAGUUUUGGGUGAAGAAGAACGUGGUCAGAAUCAAUAUCAAGUUUUGUGUUUUGUUAAUCAUUUUUUUAAAGUGGAUUUCAUAUCUUCUGAUGCAAUGUCUAAACUAAGGCAAAAAAAUCCAGGCACUGUACGUGUUGCAGAAGAAGAUAAAGGUCAUGUAAAUUAUACUAUGGACUUAUUCUUAGAUGUAUCUGAAUCUAAAGAUAUCUCUAAGCACAUUGCAACUCUUUGUGGAGAAGCAGCUGGAUCUGCUUAUACUAGAAAUGAAGAUAUAAAACAAUGGAUUCAAAGGCCUGGUUCAUCUGAACUUUCAUUGAUGGCAGCUGUAUAUAACUUCAGCACAAAUUCUUUGACACAACAAGGUACAAAUGAUUCAAGAUCUUUAUUUGUAACAAGAUGUGCAGAUACAUCAAAUAUGUGGGCACCUUGUACAUGUUCGUUAGAGUUAUGUAUUGGAUGGUAUCCAUGUGGUUUAAAAUUUUGCAAAGGCAAAAGUGAUGGUAAAAAAGCAGCUACUCCAUAUAAAUGUGGCAUUAAAACAUGUAAAAAAUGUUUUAUAUUCUCAUAUUAUUCUAAGAUGAAGCAGAAUUGUUUAUGGGAUGAAUGACAUAUAAGAACACUAUAGAUAUAUAGAUCUGCUCUGUUUAUUGAUGAAGUUUCUGAUGCCAUGUAUAGUUCUCUACUUGUAGUAAAUACUAAUAUGAGAUGAACAAAUCAAUUUAAAUAGACAAGUAUUAAUAUUAUAUUUGCAGAACUUGUCAAUAUCAUUGAUGCUUUUAAAGUGCCAGUGUUUUUCUAUACAGAUGCACGAUGGAUAUCGGCGAUUCCAUUAAUUACGAAAACAGAGUGAAAAAAAUCCUUGGUACAUGUACUAGAGUGUCAACAGACUUUUAGAUUAGAUGGAUUCUUACUUUUAUAGAUUGUACUGAAUGGAUGCAUUUGUAACACUAAUAUUUGUAUUUUAUUAAAAUAACGAAUUAAGAGCUUUAUAAAAAAAAAAAAAAAAUAAAA